AUGUGUCAAUGGACAAAGACAAUCACCAAGUGCAAGAAAUGUGGCUAUGAACUUGACGCCGAGCGAUCUCAGGCAAGAUGCGACGGCCUGGUCAAGCAGGGGAAAUGCAGCGGAGAGAAGCCAGAAGUCAAAGUCGAGAAGACAAGGGAUACUGAUGCAUGCCUGGAGUGCACAAAGCCCAGGCCUUAUGCUGCAACUGCAGCUUCAGCCAAGAAACUUAGACAGCAAGUUGAGGCUUGA
Fusarium verticillioides 7600 is the source of this 240-nucleotide messenger RNA. RefSeq lists its product as hypothetical. The coding region runs from base 1 to 240 and encodes 79 amino acids. The transcript is spliced from 2 exons. Lineage: Eukaryota; Fungi; Ascomycota; Sordariomycetes; Hypocreales; Nectriaceae. The record is from RefSeq and is a predicted model, not a curated record.